AUGAACAGAGAUGUUCUUGUUUGGCACGUUAUGCUGUGGUUUGCCCUCCUCCAACAUCAAAUCAGUGCGCGCUCCCCAGCUCCAUCGAUUUCGCCGAUUGAUGCUGGGUCAACUGAAUCAAGCACUGACUGGGGCCGGACACCGCUUCAUGAAGCAGCGGAGUUUGGUGCCAUGGAUAAGGUCCAGGAGAUCUUGACCACAAGUGCAUCCCUUGCACAGGUGUCCGCACCCGACGAUUUGGGUUGGACCCCCUUGCAUUGGGCUGCCUUGCAUGGCGACGAGGAGAUGGCAUCGGCAUUGGUCGAGGCGCAGGCGGCAGUUGAUGCACAGGAGCAUGAGUUUGGCUGUCAACCAUUGCAGUGGGCGGCCCGACGCGGUCACCUUCAGCUCAUCCGCCUUCUUCUGAAUGCCGGUGCACCUGCGGAGCACACAGACCGGGAGGGCCGCACAGCGGCUGCUUGGGCGCGCUUGACGGGGCACGUAGAAGCUGCAGCCUUGCUUGAAGUGGGAGGCUCAGAAGCUGAGGCCUCCGAAUCCUCCAAGCUGCACCUCUACAGCAGGGCGGGCGUUGAGACGACUGACAGCACUAUUGAAGCAGACGAGGCGUAUGCCAUGACAACCCUGCAUGUGGCUGCCGCCAGCGGCCAUGAUUCGAAGAUCGCCCGUCUGCUGGGGUCAAGCAAAUCAAGUGCGUUCUCGGCCCAGCUGUCGGCACAGGAUGUUUGGGGGCGGACGCCUUUGCUGGCAGCGAUACAGUCCCGCCAGCGAGGUGCCCAAGGAGCGUUGCAGCUGCUCCGCGCAGCGCCAUCUGGGUAUCAGGCAGAUCAUACAGAUCAUGAUGGACGCGGGCCCCUACACUGGGCAGUUCUGGCAGGCGAGCUGCCCCUCUUGCAGGAGCUCCGUAAGCUGAACCUGUCGGUGUCGGAUGCAGCCCCGGACCGCUGGGGACGCACGCUGCUUCACUAUGCAGCAUCAAAUGGGCACAGCGGAGUCAUGGCAGAAUUGCUGGAAGCUCAGCUGGACCCAGAUCCCAAAGAUCGAUCUCAGUCGACGCCUUUGCAUCUUGCCUCGGCCAGGGGCCACUCAAACGUAGUGCAACAGCUGCUGAAGCACAAUGCGUCUUCGAAUGCGACAGACCUCCUCCAGAGAAGCCCCCUUCACUACGCGUCAAUGUUUGGACAUGUUGCAGUCAUGAGACUUCUUGUGGAUUCGGGUGCCGUGUAUUCUGCCGAGGAUUUAGAUGGUGAGACUGCUGCAGCAUAUUUGGCGAGGACACCGUUUCUCCACUAA
Molecule: messenger RNA, 1290 nt
Organism: Symbiodinium natans
Lineage: Eukaryota; Dinophyceae; Suessiales; Symbiodiniaceae
Source: the annotation of a GenBank genome assembly